Doryrhamphus excisus (bluestripe pipefish) is the source of this 3018-nucleotide messenger RNA. It is a transcript of the gene ubtfl, whose product is annotated as upstream binding transcription factor, like. The record is from RefSeq and is a predicted model, not a curated record. Lineage: Eukaryota; Metazoa; Chordata; Actinopteri; Syngnathiformes; Syngnathidae.
AAGAGGUAACAUACCAGAGCGUUAGUAUUGUUUAAUUGUACAACUCUUGAGGCUUUCUCGCAUUUUCAAACUGACGCCAACGCAUGGCGGUUCUACCCCAGCUGACCAGUGAGCCGGUACGUGGGGACCGGCGGGAGCCGUCUCUUCAGCGGGUAGAUGUCACUGGGAUGCGGGCUGUCAUAUCGGUGGCUCGCACGCCGAGGGGGAGGUACUCAUUACGGCCGGCUCUCCGUUGCACUUGUCGGGUCCACCUGGAGCCACCGGCCGGCCUCUCUCCUCACGUCACACCGGCCGCUGGUCGUGGUUCGUUCGCGGGCACAAGUAGUCCUGUCAGGCGGCUGUAGCUGGUCGGCGCGAAGUCGAAGUGGAACGUGUGGUUUCUUGUUGAAAUGACAGAAUAAAAACUACAAAAGGUGAUUGUGACGGCUGCUUGGCUUGUGUCUUAUCCGCCGAGCGUGCUGCCUUCCUCCGCCUUUGUGCUCAUGUUUGGCCGCGGAGGUCCUCCCCCUGCGGCGCUGGGCGGAGUUUCAUACCGGACCAGGCGCUCCUUUUGUCGGAUCUCUUUCGACCUGACUCCCCGGGGCUUCGGGGACAAAGAAAAUACACUUUUUGUAUGAGCACAGCCACCAAACGACCGCAGAGUUUGCAGGAGUGCGUGGACUGUGCAUCACAUCCACAGGUACGUGUGUGAGAGAGGACGUGCAGGGGGCGGAGUCAUCUCGACCAAAAGCUGCAUAAUGAAUGGCGGUGGCAUUUCUACGCCUCAGAGCGGCAGACUCAAGAUUGUGACAGACGAGUGGCGUCAGGAGGAUUGUCUGACGUUGUUAGAGAGGAUUCGCAGUCUUCUUCCAGACGGAGACGCAAUGAAGUACAAGACGACAGAGUCGCACUUUGACUGGGACAAAGUCGGCUUUGGAAGCUUCACCGGAGAAAUGUGUCGCCAGAAGUGGAACAAGGUUUCAUCUGAGGUACGCAAGUACAGAACCAUGACAGAGCUCAUCAUGGACGCCAUUGAGUUUGUGAAAUAUCCUUACAAGGGCAAAAAGCUGAAGACACAUCCUGAUUUUCCCAAGAAGCCGCUGACACCAUACUUCAGGUUCUUCAUGGAGAAACGAGCCAAAUACGCCAAAAUCCACCCUGAGAUGAGCAACCUGGACUUGACUAAGAUCUUAUCGAAGAAGUACAAAGAGCUGCCGGAUAAGAAGAAGCAAAAAUAUGUCGCAGAGUUCCAGUGUGAGAAAGAGCAGUUUGAGAAGAACAUGGCUCGAUUCAAACAUGACCAUCCCGAGCUGAUGGAGGAGAGCAAGAAAUCAGACCUCCCUGAGAAACCAAAAACUCCUCAGCAGCUUUGGCACAACCAUGAGAAGAAGACCUACAUGAAGCUUCACCCAGAGGUGACUCAGAAGGAGAUGAAGGACGUGUUGAGGAGACAGUGGUCUCAGUUGUCUGACAAGAAAAGACUCAAGUGGAUCAGCAAAGCUUUGGAGCUCCAGAAGGACUAUGAGGACAACAUGCGAGCAUAUCAUGAAGCUCAUCCAGACGUCACCUCAGACGAUCACGUGCGCUCCGUCCUCACAAAAGCAGAAAGACAGCUGAAGGACAAGUUUGAUGGAAGACCUACUAAACCUCCACCGAACGGAUACUCUCUGUACUGUGCUGAGCUGAUGGUCAACAUGAAGGACGUUCCUAGCACGGAGCGCAUGGUUCUGUGCAGCAAACGCUGGAAGAUGAUGACCCAGAAAGAGAAGGACAUGUUUCAGAAACGCUGUGAACAGAAAAAAAAGCAGUACGACGUGGACUUGCAGCGGUUUCUAGACAGCCUUCCAGAAGAAGAACGAGACCGUGUACUGACUGAGGAGAAGCUGGGUGGAGCCAGGGGGCAGGUGGGCGUAGUCUACAGUCCACACAGAGCCAAGUCACCUCCCAUGAAGGAGGAGGAGCCACAGCUGUGGGUCUCCCCGGGCGCCAAGGAGCAUCGUGACAACAAGAAGACGGCCAAACUUCCUGAGACGCCCAAAACAGCGGAGGAGAUGUGGCAGCACAGCGUGACCGGCGACUUCUUGUCCAAAUGCAGAAGCGACCGCAGGAAAGCUCAAACGGCCAUGGAAGCUGCCUGGAAGUCCAUGGAGAAGAAGGAGAAGAUUCAGUGGAUCAAGAAAGCGGCAGAAGACCAGAAGCGCUAUGAGAGGGAGCUGUUGGAGAGGAGGAUGCUGCCCACGGUACAAAGCCAGAAGAAGCCCAAAUUUGAUGGCGAGCCAAAGAAGCCUCCAGUGAGCGGCUAUCAGAUGUUCUCACAGGAGCUGUUGACCAAUGGCGAGCUCAACCACUUCAGUCUGAAGGAGCGAAUGGUGGAGAUCGGCAAGCGUUGGCAUAAACUGACAGCGGGCCAGAAAGACAAAUACAAGAAGCACGUGGACGAGCAGCAGGGCGAGUACAAAGCAGAGUUGGAGGCGUGGCUUAAGGCUCUGUCUCCGCAGGAUCGGGAAGCCUACAAAGAGUUCUCCUCCUCGAAACGUCGCAGCACGUCAAAGGUUGGCAGCAGUCGUGGAACAAAAGUACAUGUGACAGCGAAGGGUAAGGCGGUGAGCUCCAAGAUCCCGCCCCUUGGAGUGGGGGUAGGCAAACGAGCGAUGGCGUACCGAGCGAAGCAAGACUUGUCUGACUCUGACGAUGACAAGAGCGAAUCGUCUGAUUCCGACGACGAAGAGGAUGAUGAGGAGACAUCAGGAAGCAGCGAGAGCGAAGAUGACGAGAAUGAUGAAGAUGAGGAUGAAGAUGACGAUCAGACAUCUUCAGAGGAAUCCAGUGACUCUGACUCGGACUAGCCCCGCCUCCUCUUUGGAGAGGACAGGCUGUGCUGGCCACGCCUCCUUGUGUGACAAGCAUUGGGGGUGGAGCUUAAGGGAGCAUUUUGUUAUUAUUUUUUUUUAAAUCAGACAGGUAGACAAGGCUUGUCUGAAAACAUGAAUAAGAAAUGCACUUUUUCCUCAUCCUGACAAAUAAAGUUUAUCUACCACA